CCCGGCUCCUCCCGCCGCCGCCGGGCGCAGGGGGGAUCCGGCCGAGCCGAGCCGAGCCGAGCCUGGCGGCUCCGCCACGGCCCGUCCUCCGGCCCCGCUCCCGAAAUGCCAUUCUCCUGAGUGUGUAAGGAACCUACAGAACUGUAAUGUCUAACCCUACAUGGAGUAACAACUCUUGGAAGUUUUUUGGGCUGUACCUGACUCUGUGCAAAACUUAAAUCGGCUGCAGCUCCUUCUGCUAAGGAUCAGCCUUGGUACAGAAACAGUGGUAGUUAAAAGGCAUUUUUAGGUGGCAGAGACACGGUGAAGCUGAGUGUGGGGCAGGCAGAGCUGAUGGGGGAGCCUGGGGUGUAGCCCAGGAUGGACUGGCUGUGACGAGGACGUGCCUUAGCCGGAGAGGUCGUUACCAUGAAGAGUUCCUGCAGAGCUGGCCUCCACAGGGAACCGCUGAAUUCCACAUCCUCCACCUUCCAUCAGGUCAAACGGGUUUCUGGUAUGCACUUAAAGCCAUAUCUCAAGUUACAGAAGAAAGAGCGAUCCCCAGAAAUAAGCCAGGAUUCCCUUCGAGGCCACCAGGGACCAGCACAAGGAGAAAAACUCACCAACUGCACCAAACUGAGCGUUUUCCCAAAACCCUCCCUGGUGGCUCCAUCUCAAAAGCUUCUGGGGAUUAUUUAUCCAAAUACUAUGUGCAAUAUGAACGGGAAAGGCCCGGCAGAUGCUCCGAGUGCAAGGGAGAAGAAGAACGCCCUGUCUGCCACGAUCCACCAGGGAGAAGAAGGGGAAGGACCUCUGGAUGUGUGGGCUGUGGUGAAACCUGGCAACACCAAGGAGAAAAUCGCCUUCUUCGCAGCCCAGCAGUGCAGCAGCAGCACCCGCACGGGCUCCAUGAAAAUCAAGAGCACGUGGGACAUCGACGGGAGAACGGCCAAACGCAGGAAAAAAUCGGUGGAUCUUAAAAAAGCCAAAAUCCAACUGGAAAGAAUGAGGGAGGCCAACUCCAGGUGCUCCCAGCCGGAGCCUUUCGCCUGCGGCAUCGAGCACUGCUCGGUGCACUCGGGCAGCGAUGGCACCGAGGGCGCGUUCCCGGGCCGCUCGCUGUCCGUCAUAGAGAUGGUGGCUUUCCUGGAGCAGCGGGCCAGCGCCCUGCUGGUGGACUGUGCCAAGACCUGCACGGCCACCAGGCUGAGCUCCCAGCCCAGGGCCACCCUGCCCAGCCCCGAGCCCUUGUCCCCGGGCGGGGCGUGCGACGCGGAGCCGCAGGGCGAGCCCGUGCGCGUGCUGGACAUGGUGGCCAGGCUGGAGUCCGAGUGCCUGAGGCGGCAGAGCGAGGCCGGGAGCCUCUCCCGCAACAACAGCUUCCGCAGGAACGUGGGCAGGGUGCUCCUGGCCAGCGGCACCCAGCCCGAGGGGGACGUGGGCAAGGGGGUCCCGCCCCAAGGGGAGGCAGGGGUGGCAGAGGCCGGGUAUGGAGGUCGCUGUGACACCGAGCUGUGGGAUGGCGCUGCCUCUGCCCAGCAGCCGUUUCCUUCGGGGCUGGAUACCCGGGCGGGGAAUGUGAAUUCGGGACUUGCCCAGGCGGUGUUGGCCAUGACAGCUGGCAGGAAUGACCCUGAAACACGGAUUGAGCCCCCCAGGGCCCUGCUGGCCCCGUGUCCCGCUGCUGCCAGGCUGCCGCCGGAUCCCUUGCAGAGCAAGAACGCGACUGUUGAUUGUACGUCGAAAGAGCCUGUAAUUUUCCCAAAGCAUCCUGCUAGGAAGGAGCCCUUGUGCAUCAGUAUAUCAGUCACCAAGACAGAGGAAGGGUGCAGGAAGGAGAAGCUCUCCGGUUCUGCUGAGGAUUCACUCCCAGGGAGGCUGUUUUUCCUCCAGGGUGAGCAGCCUGCUGCUCACGAGCAACAGCCACGGCGGGAGGGUCCCCAGGAGAAGCCAGGGGAGGUAGCCCAAAAUGAGGAUGAGGAUGCUCUGGCAUCUGGUAGAUCAUGUGUCGGAAGCAGUGUCCCUACAGAGCCAUCAGCCCCUUCUGUCCCUGCCACAGAAGGGGCUUUGCAAGUACUUGAUGCCUCCUGCCUAAAGCGGCAGGUUUCCCAUGACUUUCUGGAGACCAGGUUUAAAAUCCAGCAGCUUUUGGAGCCUCAGCAGUACAUGGCCUUCUUGCCUCACCACAUCAUCGUGAAGAUCUUUGGGUUGCUUCCCACCAGGAGCCUGGUUGCCCUAAAAUGCACUUGCUACUACUUCAAGUUCAUCAUUGAGUACUACAACAUCAGGCCGGCGGACUCGCGCUGGGUGCGCGACCCUCGCUACCGGGAGGAUCCCUGCAAGCAGUGCAAGAAGAAAUACGUCAAGGGGGACGUGUCCCUGUGCAGGUGGCACCCCAAGCCCUACUGCCAGGCUCUGCCCUACGGGCCUGGCUACUGGAUGUGCUGUCACCGCUCCCAGAAGGGCAUCCCUGGCUGUAAGCUGGGUCUCCAUGACAAUCACUGGGUCCCCGCCUGCCACAGCUUUAACCGCGCCAUCCAUAAGAAAACCCGAGGAGCUGGAGCAGAGGUGGAAGAGGAAUAUUAGUGCACAAACACUUUCCUGCAAGAUUGAGAUUGUUUGGGAGAGGAGGAGGAGGAGAUUCUCAUGCCUUGUGCUGUUUACAGUGUAUAUAAUUGUCGUGAUUUUUUUUUUCCACAGGGCUAUGAAACUGCACAUACUCAAACACAAGAGCCUUUACCUUUUAGAUUAAAAGAGAGCUUUUAGUCCAUCUCUGUAAAUAACACUAUAAAAACUAAUUGUACAUACAGAGUCUACAGCUGGCUGAACAAGGUAACCCCUACAAUGCAGCUAUCCCAGUGUUGCGGCUAUAGGUGUGUGUGUUUUUAAGUGUCUUGUUUCAAAAUCUGUAUAUCCUGUAUAAUAUAUGAAUGUUUCUGAGAAGAAACUCUAAAUAGGUAAAGGUCAACUUGUUUAAAGAAGCUGCAGACAACUUAACUGGACAACCUGAAACUUAGACUAUAGAACAGAUCCAUUAUAGUAGCGUGGCAGUGGAUUAAAAAAAGAAAAGAGAGGAAUAUUAUUGUAUAGUCAGAAUAUAAAAAAAGUUCUUGUCUACCUUA
Molecule: messenger RNA, 3101 nt
Organism: Camarhynchus parvulus
Lineage: Eukaryota; Metazoa; Chordata; Aves; Passeriformes; Thraupidae
Gene: FBXO34
Product: F-box protein 34
Exons: 5
Coding region: 409-2565 (718 amino acids)
Molecular function (GO): protein binding
Source: RefSeq, a predicted model, not a curated record